Molecule: messenger RNA, 2582 nt
Organism: Aplysia californica (California sea hare)
Lineage: Eukaryota; Metazoa; Mollusca; Gastropoda; Aplysiida; Aplysiidae
Product: integrator complex subunit 9
Biological process (GO): snRNA processing
Cellular component (GO): integrator complex
Source: RefSeq, a predicted model, not a curated record
ACCACCAUGGACUCUCAUUACAAUCAAAAGCGAAAGUGGUUCAAAUAAAACAAUUGACUUUUUAGUUUCUAUGUAUUGCUGUCAGGCAAAGCCAUAAUCUGUUCUCCUCUGGUUUGCCCUUGUUUGAUUGUGUGGAAUCUGAUUCAGUCAACAUGAAGCUUGUGUGUCUCUCAGACAACCCCAGCAAGCCAUGCUUCAUUCUGUUCUUCAAGGGGGUCCGUAUUAUGUUGGACUGUGGUCUCGAUAUCAAGCAGCUGUUGCACUUUGUACCUCUUCUGGUUGUUCCUGGAUUUCAAGUGUCCAAAGCCAGGAGCUGGGCCCAAGGUGGAGACCGAAGGACACGAGUGCCUGAUGACAUAACACAGGAGCUGAAGGACUGUGGAGGUCGUCUUCUGGUGGAUGGUGCCCCGGAGUUUGCCAUUCCUGAAACGGACAUGGUGGAGUUGUCCUCCCUUGACGCCAUUCUGAUCUCCAGCUACAGCUGCAUGCUGGCCCUGCCCUACAUCACAGAGUACACGGGAUUCCGCGGCACCGUCUACCUCACAGAACCCACGCUGCACAUCGGCAGACAAUACAUGGAAGAACUGGUCAAGUAUGUGGAGAGGAAUCCCAAAUCUGCCGUGGCCUCAAAGUGGAAGCAAGAGAAUAUCAUCAAAAGCCUGCCUGCACCUUUGAGAGACGCCAUCAACCCUAGACAGUGGCGCAAGUUGUAUACCCUUCAUGACAUCAACUCGGCCCUCUCCAAAGUGCAGCUUGUUGGCUUCAGUCAGAAAGUGGACAUCUUUGGCUCCCUCACAGUGACCCCCGCCAGUUCCGGCUGCUGUAUUGGCAGUUGUAACUGGAUCAUCCAGUCCACAUUUGAGAAGAUUUGUUAUGUUGCAGGCACGUCCACCCUCACUACACACCCUCGGCUGUGACUGUAAAGAACGGAGGCAACGUGCUGGUGCCAUGCUACGCCAGCGGGGUGACCUUUGACCUCUUUGAGUGCCUGUCGGGACACUUGGAGCAGUGUGGCCUGGCGGGCGUGCCCAUGUACUUCCUGUCCCCGGUGUCGGACAGCACUCUCGCCUACUCCAAUAUCUUUGCCGAGUGGUUGUCAUCGAGCAAACAGUCAAAGGUCUUUCUGCCUGAAUGUCCAUUCCCUCAUGCAGAUCUGCUGGCCAAAGGAAGACUGAAGAAUUUCUCCAGUAUUCAUUCUGGCUUGACCACCGACUUCCACACCCCGUGUGUCCUGUUUGCCGGACACCCCUCCCUGCGGAUGGGCGACAUUGUCCACUUCAUCGAGCUCUGGGGAGGCUCAGCUGCCAACACCAUCAUUUUCACAGAGCCAGAUUUUCCACAUUUGGACGCCCUGGCACCAUUCUUGCCCUUGGCUAUGAGGGUUUGCUACUGUCCCAUUGACACCAGUUUGAACUUCUCCCAAGCCAACAAGCUGAUCCGUGACCUCCGACCCCUGCACCUGGUGGUGUCGGAGACCUACAUGAAGCCGCCCGUCCUGGAACCUCUGAGGAAUGACCUCACUAUAGAGUUUGAGCCAUCACCACUGACCUACAAGCAAGGAGAAGUCUUGUCUUUACCCGUCAAACGCCAAUUCGAGACGGUGGAAAUGGAAUCUGAGCUGGCCAGUACCCUGGAGCCUGUGGAGGUGAAGCCCGGCGCUGCCGUCUCCAUGGUAACGGCUUCUCUUGUCUCCCGUGACAACAAGUAUAUUCUCAAGCAAGGAUUCACUUCCCUGAAGGUGGAGGAGAACGAGUCGGGCUCCAUCAUUCAUUUGAUGAAGGAAGACUCUCUGAUCCAGGUGGACGGGAGCUCCACACACAUCAUCUGUGACAGCGAGGAUGUCAGACUCCGGCUCAGGGACGUCAUGCUCAAGUGUCUCAAGCAACUCUGAUGGAGAUCUGCUUCCCCGCUCAACAGACACACGCGUGCCCACACACAGACAUACACACACACACACACACAUCAUCUGUGACAGCGAGGAUGUCAGACUCCGGCUCAGGCACGUCAUUUAAGUGUCUCAAGCAGCUCUGAUGGAGAUCUGCUUCCCCGCUCAACACACACACACACAAACAUACACGCACAUCCCUCCCUUCCCCUCCUCCACACUCACAAGGACCUGCUGUUCUAUUGCCGACUAACGAGGAAUAUGCAUCGGGGGCUGUCUGGUUUGACUGUACUGUAUGUAUAGAAGAAGUGCAGUGGGGGAAUGGGAAGUGGUCAUUUGUACAGGUGAUCUGAUUGUCUUGGACAGUUGGCAAUUGAAUUUGAGGUUAGAAGUUCGAUUGUGUAACCCUCCAACUCCUUUAUGCACCACAACAGUCAUAGCAGGUCAUUUCCUGUUGCCGUACUGAGAGAUGUAAUUAUCCAAAGUGACUCCCAACCCAGAUCAUGUUGCACACUAGGUGCAGUUCAAAUUCAAAAUGAGUGGGGGGAGCGCGCCUGUAGGUUACUUUUACCAUGCCAGAAUGAGAGAGAAUGUGUAUGGAUGUGCAAAAUGGCAAAUGAAUGUUCUUGUAAGUUCUAUUGUCACCUUACUCAUUUUCAUUUUGUCAAUAUGAAAUAAAUCACUAUUGUUACCGGAA